Molecule: messenger RNA, 861 nt
Organism: Arachis ipaensis
Lineage: Eukaryota; Viridiplantae; Streptophyta; Magnoliopsida; Fabales; Fabaceae
Source: RefSeq, a predicted model, not a curated record
UUUAGACCAUAUGGGAUGUCGAACAUAAUAGACUCCCCCCGUGUUACUAAUUCCACUGGCAAGUCAUGCACACACUCUAAAUGAAUCAUAUAUUACGCAUCAUGACGUACAUUUGUUGUUAGUAUUGAGUGGCUGAUGUGAUACUUUAUUUUUGAUUGUUUGAUUAGGGGUUUCAAAUGGUAUUCAGGCCAACUGUGCACAUGGAUUUGACUUAUGAUGAAUGCAAAAUGGCUACUUACAUUUAUGGAAAAACUGAUCAGUAUUUAUUAUGAACAUCAUGUUAAUGAGCGCUUCCAUGAAAGCUUGUUGUGUUCUUCCUCCUUGUGUUUGGUACACACCUUUCGUGUUUGUCGAUGACAUUCUUUUUCUGAGGCCGUUGGAAGUUAUAAUCAUGAAAUACCUGAACAGAUGGAUAUCGGUGACACCUAAGCUUGAACAUGUCUUUGUGCCGGUAUGCGAACAAACCUACACAUGGUACUUGAUGGUUGUGGACGUGAAGCGAGCCACAGUGUACUGCCUAGAUGUAACAAGAGCACCUGGAUACAAGGAACGGGGGGAGCGCAAUAUGCAAACUAUUCUACUUAUGCUAGCCCAGAUUUUCAAGCUAGACAUGAACCUAAAGAGUUUUGUCCAUGUUUCCACUGAUCCUACCACAUGAGGACCAGUACAGUAUCCUGAAGGAGUCCCAUGCGAUCCACAAUGGUAUACUUCAUAUUUACUAUCAAUUAUGAAGUGAAUUUAAACAAUGGUUUAUUUAGUGGAUUUGGUCAAAGUUAAUGACAUGGACAUAAUUUUUGGUUACGUAGUAAUGAUUCUUGUCUCUGGAUGUUGAACUGGCUCCAAACAGAGGGAAAAUUCACA